Manis javanica (Malayan pangolin) is the source of this 1964-nucleotide messenger RNA. RefSeq names its product spindlin interactor and repressor of chromatin binding (gene SPINDOC). The record is from RefSeq and is a predicted model, not a curated record. NCBI's taxonomy places the organism in Eukaryota, Metazoa, Chordata, Mammalia, Pholidota, Manidae. Gene Ontology annotation, biological process: negative regulation of DNA-templated transcription.
CCGGCCGGGAGGGUGCCGACAAUGGGCCUCCAUAAAAGGGAGCGGCGGGGGCCGAGGGCCCCGGAUUGAGCCCUCCCCGCGCGGGCUCCAGACGCUCCUGGUUUCUGGAGGCCCGGACGUGCCGGUCGCAGGCCCGCCCGGCAAGCGGCGGGCGGCAGCGCCGGCUGUGCGUCCUCCGGCGUCCGGUCACCGCGGCCUCCGCCGGCCGCACCAUGGCCGUGAAGACCGAGGGCGCCGCGCUCGACUGCUUCGAGGUGACGCUCAAAUGCGAGGAAGGGGAGGACGAGGAGGAGGCCAUGGUGGUCGCCGUGAUUCCGCGGCCCGAGCCGAUGCUCCGAGUGGCCCAGCAGGAGAAGACCCCACCUCCAAGGUCCAGCCUGCUGGAGGCAGGUGGUGAUGGCUGUGAGGAGCCCAAGCAGCAGGUGUCUUGGGAGCAGGAGUUCCUGGUGGGAAACAGCCCAGGAGGCAGCGGGCGGGCGCUUUGCAUGGUGUGCGGGGCUGAGAUCCGGUCUCCCUCGGCGGACACCGCGCGCGCACACAUCCUGGAGCAGCAUCCUCACACCCUGGACCUGAGCCCUUCCGAGAAGAGCAACAUUCUGGAGGCCUGGAGUGAGGGGGUGGCCCUUCUACAAGAUGUCAGAGCUGAGCAGCCGUCCCCACCCAACUCAGACUCAGGCCAGGACGUUGAUGUAGACGCAGACUCCAACUCACACCCUGCCAAGAUGCCAGCCGAGAUUGUUGUGCUCCUGGACUCUGAAGAAAACCCAUCCCUCCCUAAAAGGGGCCGGCCCAGGGGACUCCGCCCCCUUGAGCUUCCUGCUGCCCCUGUCACAGAGCCAGGAAGUAAGAAGCCCCGUGGUCAGAGAUGGAAGGACCCCCCUGGGGAAGAACCAGUCAGAAAGAAAAGAGGCAGACCUAUGACCAAAAACUUGGACCUGGAUCCCGACCCUGACCCAGACCCCCCGUCACCCGACUCGCCCACAGAGACUUUUGCGGCUCCUGCUGAGGUCCGACACUUCACUGAUGGCAGCUUCCCCCCGGGCUUCGUGCUCCAGCUAUUCUCCCACACCCAGCUCAGGACCUCAGACAGCAAGGACCCACCCAAAGAGGGAAGAGCAGCAGAAGGAGGCCUUCCCCAGCCAGAAAGUCCCUCUCCAGCUCCCGCUCCGGGGCUUCGCGGGACACUGGAUCUGCAGGUUAUCCGUGUGCGGAUGGAGGAGCCCCCGGCAGUCAGCCUCCUGCAAGACUGGUCCAAGCACCCCCAGGGCACCAAGGGUGUGGGAACAGGUGACACCCCAGACUGGCCUGCGGUCCUGCCAGAAUCCAGCACCACUGUAGGGGGCCAGCCAGAGGCAGGCAGUGGUGUGUAGGGUCUUGCUUGCCUGGGGAGGGGGUUUGGGAGGGAGGGGAGAAGCAGUGUCCCCCUUUGGCUUAACACUCAGAGCCGCGCAGCUCAGCCACCUGACGGAGAGCAAAAUCAGGUGCCAAGGCAGGAUGAAGGGGCGGAAGGGAGGCCGCACCCACUGUUACUCGGCACUAGUCUCGGCAGGGCAUGUGCCAGGCCCAGAGGUGCUCAAGGCUGGCUGUGGGCUGUCGUGUGGUAGGGCACUGGGCCUGUGGAGAACACCUACCCCAAUCCUUUUGCUGACCCAGACCUCUCUGUCCCCCCACCUCCUCCCAGCCUCUCAGCCUUCUUCACCCCCCUUCUCCCUUGGCACAGUGCCUUACACAAGAGGUCGUCAUGACGGGGUUUGAACUGAGUCCCACUACCUCGGGGGACGCCCCUCCUCCCCCACUAUUCAGGCUCCUUAACCAGGAGGCCUCCAUUACCUCUUCCCACUCCAUCCCUGCAGGAGACUGAAAGCCCACUGGGGGGGCUCCAUUCAUUCCUACUCUCCUUUUCACCUAUUUUCCUGUUGUAUAUAUCUCCUUUGUUGACAAUAAAUUAUUUUUUUUUAUUAAGA